AUGGAUAUAGUAUCAAGGGUUCCUGGUUACUACGUAAGUGAUGGUGACAAUAAUAGAAUAGUAGGUGGUUACAAUGCAACCAUACAGCAGUACCCCUACCAGGCGUAUCUGUUGAUAGCCAAGGGUAUUGACAAUUUCCAGUGUGGUGGAUCUAUUAUAAGUACUCGUUAUAUUUUGACAGCGGCCCAUUGUCUACCAGGUGCUACAGGCAUAACAGCCAGGAUUGGCAGUACCUUCUCCAUGAGCGGCGGUACCCAGUACACGGCAAGUUUAUUCAGAGGCCACCCUAUGUACAAUCCUACAACUUUCGAUUACGAUGUAGCCUUCAUGCGUACAAGAAUACCGAUGACUAUAGAUGGAAUCAAUACGAGGAUUAUCUCAUUGGCACCAAGAAGGACCCCUGUACCAGCUGGAACAAUUCUUACAGUGUCUGGAUGGGGAGCAACGAUGGAGGACGGUAAUGUAGUAGGGAAUUUGAUGGCAGUCCAGGUUCCAGCCGUAUCUAGUGAGGACUGCAGAAAGUCAUACAGCACAAUUACAGCCAGGAUGGUCUGUGCUGGAGUCCCGGAAGGUGGCAAGGACUCUUGUGGGGGUGAUUCUGGAGGCCCAGCUGUGUCAAAUGACGGCAUACAACGAGGCAUAGUUUCCAAUGGCAUUGGCUGCGCUCGUCCAAACAUACCUGGAGUUUAUACUAAUGUAUCAAGCGUCCGAAGCUGGAUACGCCGAAAUACUGGCGUAUAAUUUAUGGAUCUCCAAAUAUAUUGUACCUACAUCUAUACCUACUUAUAAUAAAUC
Messenger RNA from Bicyclus anynana (squinting bush brown), 795 nucleotides. RefSeq names its product trypsin-7-like. Bases 1 to 741 code for a protein of 246 amino acids. Gene Ontology annotation, biological process: proteolysis. NCBI's taxonomy places the organism in Eukaryota, Metazoa, Arthropoda, Insecta, Lepidoptera, Nymphalidae. Gene Ontology annotation, molecular function: serine-type endopeptidase activity. The record is from RefSeq and is a predicted model, not a curated record. The transcript has 5 exons.